Messenger RNA from Phyllotreta striolata, 800 nucleotides. NCBI's taxonomy places the organism in Eukaryota, Metazoa, Arthropoda, Insecta, Coleoptera, Chrysomelidae. The record is from the annotation of a GenBank genome assembly.
AAGGCAAUCCUCUCUCCCUCUCCCCCCCGAAGGAGAAGGAGAAAUCACAACAAACCAAGAAGGCUACCAAUCCCUCUCACACCGCUCGCUCUCGGUAAACCACCGAAACAGCAUCGAUUACAUCAAUCGAUUCCAGCCAGAAAUCGAUUCUAUCACUCUCCAAUUUUGACAUCCCCAUGAAUUCGAACGCGUGCCCGCCCGCCCAAUCGCCCCUCCUCGGCCACGGCGCCGUCCAGAAGCGGCUGCUCGACCGCCCCGACCGCCCCCGUCCCGACGAAGACUUCGCCGGCCCCCUGGGGCUCCACAACGACGAGAACCGCGCCGUCUACGCCGACAGGCGGCGCCGCUUCCUCGACGCCUCCAAGCGCUACGAGAAACUCAACUGGGAGACGUGGACCUGCUCCAAGGCGCGCCUGCACAACGACUACGUCGCCGCCUUGGACCUCGACUUCCUCGGCGAUGCUACCGACGAGACGAAUUCGACGAUCGCCAGCAACGAGGAGUACACGGGGAAGUUGCUGAAAAAACGCACGGAGAGGCGGGUAAACGAGAUUCCCAAGGAGAAUUCGGCCGUUUGCAACUUGGACACUUGGUUCAGGAAGUACUUGAUAGUUAACAGGUUGAUAGCCGUGGCUCGUUCGGUGGUGCUGCGCAACAGGCUUUUGGGGAACUUGGAGAAAUUGAGGAAACUGACGCCGGAGGCGCUGGAGUGUUUCGAGCGGGAUUCCAAGGCGUACUACGGUUGCUACGAAGAGAUUUUCGCCAGGUUCGUUUGAGCUGGUUUUAAUGUAAUCGAACAU